This is a messenger RNA of Pectinophora gossypiella (pink bollworm), 551 nucleotides long. RefSeq lists its product as uncharacterized. The transcript is spliced from 3 exons. The record is from RefSeq and is a predicted model, not a curated record. Bases 75 to 506 code for a protein of 143 amino acids. Lineage: Eukaryota; Metazoa; Arthropoda; Insecta; Lepidoptera; Gelechiidae.
UAACUGUGACAUAGGUAGUUUAUUUCGUACCAAACGUUUCCCAGUACCUACCAAACGGGUUGAAAGGUUACACCAUGGCUUGUUUUGUCAAGAUGUUUUUCCUGGUUGCCCUGGUCGCCAGUAUCGAAGGAUCAUCAGUCAAGAAGGCAACCUCUCCACCGCACUGCACGCAGAUAACUAAAGAUACGGACUACCUUUCUCGUUUCAAAUUUGACUAUCCUUCGGCGUACCUUAUACCCGGCCAGCGGGAAGCCUAUCAACAGCUACACUGCAUAAGCCCGCCAGCAGUGAACAAAGGCGUCACGGUGGUAUGCGACUGGGCCGCGCCUCCUCAAGUCGAAUUCACUCUUGGCGACGAUUACGUGCAUGUGGUUCGCCAGGACCCUUCCGGCCGUUACCAGGGCAACGCUGUCAUCACCACCUACCAGCUGUGCAACCACAACCUACCCCCACAUGUCACCAAUGAAACCGGCAUGGCCCCAUACGCCUACGAAUAUAAUCCUUAAUUUGUUUGAUAAAUAGUCUAUCAAUACAAAUGAUUAAAAACGUAA